GCCAAUCAGGAGCACGAUAGCAUCCCGCCUUUGCUCUCGUUCGUUGAGGCAGGUAUCGGUCGGAAUUUCGGAGAGCGCGCGGCCCCACCUAUGUCUGACCUCAAGUGGUGGUUUAAAGGAGGUGGCGGGAAGACGGUCGUCGAAUUCAUCACUCUCAUGGUUGCUUGGAUUUUUCCCAAUUAAAAUUAGCAAAACAAAAUAAACCAAGAUGUCUGUUGAUCCAAUGACCUAUGAGGCCCAAUUCUUUGGCUUCACACCACAGACUUGCAUGCUUAGGAUAUACAUUGCAUUUCAAGAUUACUUAUUUGAAGUGAUGCAGGCUGUUGAGCAGGUUAUGCUGAAGAAGCUGGAUGGCAUCCCAGACUGUGAGAUUAGCCCAGUUCAGAUUCAUAAAUGCACGGAGAAGUUUCUUUGCUUCAUGAAAGGACGUUUUGAUAACCUUUUUGGGAAGAUGGAGCAGCUGUUCUUAGAGUUGAUUUUGCGUAUUCCCCCAAACAUCUUGCUUCCAGAAGAUAAAUCUCAGGACACGCAUCCUUAUAGUGAGGAAGAAUUCCAGAUUCUCCAAAAAGAAAUUGAACAAUUACAGGAGAAGUAUAAGACUGAAUUAUGCACUAAGCAGGCCCUUCUUGCAGAAUUAGAAGAGCAAAAAAUUGUUCAGGCCAAACUCAAACAGACAUUGGCUUUGUUUGAUGAACUUGAAAAUGUUGGCAGAGAUCAUGGGGCUAGUGAUUUUAAGGAGAGCUUGGUGUACCUGGUCCAGAACUCCAGAAAACUACAGAAUAUUAGAGACAAUGUGGAAAAGGAAGGCAAAAGAUUGAAAAUAUCUUAAUUUCUAUGUAGGAAAAGGAACUUGUCAGAAAGUAGAAUGGUAAGGGAUUUAUAUCAAUGACUAUUCUUAUUCUACUGAGUUGUAUAUUUUAUUGGGUUUUCUUUGCUCAGUCUUGUAUUCCACAUAUUUUGGUCCGCCCUCUUGAAGAGUCUGUGUACCACCCUGAACUAAUCUUUGCAGCAUCUGUUCCAUAGGGGCCUCUAGUAGGUGGGAAGGAAUUCUUGAUUCACUGACAAGUUUUGGGGGCAUGAUGGAAGAAGUAAAGCUUUCCCUGGCCAAUGAUAUUUGUGAAAGUUGUACCUAGGUCAAGUGUCCUUUGUAAUCUUGAUCCUUUUGACUCAUUCUCAAAUGAGGUCAAUGGGGAAAAGGUUAAAUGGGUGACUUCUUUAUUAACCAGACAGUACACUGUGGAAUAGCCAACAUGGACUGCUUGCUCUUGCCCAGUUACUUUUCUUUGAUGAGGAAGUUGAUAACUAGUUGAAAGGAGCAAGUAGCAGAAAAAGCAACCAUGGUCUUUAAUAAAAAAGAGAGAAGUUACUGUUUCUAAAAUAAAUCCUUUCCUUGACCAAGGCCUUGGUGAUGUUAAUUUACUGUCUUGGAGCCCAGCAGCAGAAGACACUGGACAAAAAAGCAGAUCUUACUGGGAUAGAAAAGGAGGCCUGGAACAUACCCAGUAGCAAAAUACCUAUUAGGUAUUUAUACUAUUUUUUAUUCAUACUUCAUUUAGUUUUGGAAUCAGCCUUGUACUAAUAUUUAACUAACUUAUUUAUUCAUGCUCAUAAGCAUAAAAUAUUUAGUGCCCUCAGUGGGAAAUUUUAGCUGUAUCUUAUUCUUCAAUUCAAUGGAAUCUAAUGUUUCCUUGGUAAUUAGCUCAUAUAAAUGUCGGGAAAGGGGAAAAAUAGCAAUAGUUGCUUCUAAGGUAUUACUUGCCCUCCAUGUCUUCCUAAAGAGCAGGAUUUGAAAUUUCUCCUUUAUAUAGAAGAGUAACUUAGGGUAUUAAUAUUUGUAAUUAAGCAUUCAUAGAUUUAGGAAGCCUAUGUUUAUCUGGAAUAUGUUUAUUAUCAGCAUCCCUUUUCCAAUCCUGUACAUUAAAUAUGUAUGUUUUAAAAGCUUUAAUUUUAGAUUUUCUGCUGUCUGUAUGGUACGUUCUUCAUUAUGACUUUUUACCCAACUGAAAAUUUUCUGUAUUUUUAAAAUCUGUAGCUUAUUUAAAAUCUCCUAAUAUGGCAGGGUGAAUGGUGAUACCCCAAAAGGUAUGUUCAUGUCCUGAUUCCUGGAACCCAUGACUAGGCCUUAUUUGGAAAAAUGGUCUUUGAAGGUAUAAUUAAGUUAUGGAUGUGGAGGUAAGGAGAUUGGUUUGAAUUACCUGGGUGGGCUUUAAAUCCUAUGACAGGUGUCUUAAAAAAAAGAAAAGGCAGAGGGAGAUUUGAGACAAAAGAGGAAAGAGGCACUGAUCACAGGGGUGGAUUGGAGUGAUGCAGCCACAAGUCAGGGACGUCCAGCAGCCACCAUAAGCUGGAAUAAACAAAGAACAGUUCUCCCCAUUGUCUCCAGAGCAAGUGUGGCCCUGCUGACACCCUUAUUUUGGAUUUCUGAUCUCCAGGACUGAGAGGCUACAUUGCUGUUGCUUUAAGUCACCAAGUCUGCUGUGGAGCCACAGGAAACUAAUAUACCUAGUGAAAUUCUAAUACUGAGAUGCUUUUAAGGAUGUAGGCUGCUUAUUAAGGAAACAACAGCUGAGACCUGGUUGGCCUCAGUAUGGUUUGUUUGAAUACAGUUAAAAUAUGGACAUGACCUGGAUGGAAGGGUGAAAUCCAUAGUGUUGAGAGCUCAGGAGUCCAUUUCAUAUUGAGUAAGUGCUUAAUAAUUGUUUGUUAUUAAUACUGUUCGCAUUUGUCAUAGUAGCAUCUGCAUGAACAAAUCAAUUUACUUGGCUCCAUUGUCUUCUAGUAAGUAUCUCCCUCAAAAAUUCAGAAAUCAGAAUAAUAAACACUUGGUUACCCAUUCUGCUUCAUUGCCACUCUGCUAUCCAUCAUCAGUCUCAAUUUCCUACUUCUGUCUACAUUAGAUCCUAUGAUUUUGUAAUAUCGAAACUUCAAUUUUCCCAAGAUAAUCUACUCCCAAGCUUUCCCUUGUAUUUAUGUUUUCUCCCUUGCUGUCAUUCCUGUUCCCUACUACGUACCCCCAAGUAGGCUUUUCUCAUCCUGCUGCUGAUAGACAGACAGCCAAUAGAGAGAUAGUUUGGCAUGGUAUUAAUAGAAAGUAAAAACUGCACAUUACUACUGACUUUACAGAAAUAGAAUUAUAAGGGAAUACUACAUAAGAGGUUCUGCACUCAAUUCUGAUGUGUGUCAUGGGGUUUCCUGAUACCACCAAGCAAUUUUCGGACACCACCAGGGUGUCCUAUAAUUCAACUCAAUUCUAACACUGUCUACCCAGAUACAGCAUCAGAUUCCACAGGUUAAAGGCUCAAUCACACAAGACUGAAUUACACUUCAGAUGCCAAUCACAAGCCCAGGUUAUUUGUGCUUCUGACUGACUGGGUGUCAGUCAGAGGUUCUGACCCCCUCCUUGGGUUCAGUUAAUUUGCUAGAGUGGCUCAAAGAACUCAGGAAACCCAUUUAUGUACUAGAGUAUCAGUUUAUUACAAAUGACAUAUAAAUCAGCCAGAUGAAGAGAUACAUAGGGCAAAGACCUGAACAAAGGAGCGUUUGUCUCCAUGAGGUUCAGUCCUGGGACGGUGGCAUGUGGAAGUAUUCUGGUUCCCGGAAGCUUUCCAAACUCCUUCCUUUUGGGUGUUUAUGGAGGCUUUGUUACAUAAAUCAUAGGGCAUUUCAUUUGUAGUUGAAGUUGGAUCUCUACCUUACAGCCACAGGAAACUAAUAUUACUAGUGAACUCAAAAUGGAUCAAAGAACUAAACUAUAAAAUUCUUAGAAGAAAAUAGGCCUAAAUCUUCACCAUCUUGAGUUAGGCAAUAGUUUCUUAGAGAUGACACCCAAAACAUAAAAAAGGGAAAAAUGAGAUAAACUACAUCAUCAACAUAAAACACUUGUACUUGAAGGACACCAUCACAAAGUGAAAAGGCAAGUCACACAAUGGGAGAAAAAUUUUAUAAAUCAUAUUUGAUAAUGAACUUGUAUUUCAAAAAUAGUAAAAACUCAUAAAAUUGAAGACAGCCCGAUUUUAAACUGCGUAAAUGAUCUGAAUAGACAUUUCUUUAGAGAAAGACACACAUUUGGCAACAUAGUACAUGAAAAGAUACUCAAUGUUGUUAACUGUUAGGAAAAUGUAAAUCAAAACCAUAAUGAGAUACUACUUAAGACUCCCUAAGAUGAC
Molecule: messenger RNA, 4166 nt
Organism: Manis pentadactyla (Chinese pangolin)
Lineage: Eukaryota; Metazoa; Chordata; Mammalia; Pholidota; Manidae
Gene: MIS12
Product: MIS12 kinetochore complex component
Exons: 2
Coding region: 209-829 (206 amino acids)
Biological process (GO): protein localization to kinetochore; mitotic cell cycle; kinetochore assembly
Cellular component (GO): chromosome, centromeric region; nucleus
Source: RefSeq, a predicted model, not a curated record